AUGCCUGAACACGACGCGCUCGUUCUCAGCUUCUCGCACUUAGCGGAGUUCCCACGCGCAAGCGAAGCUAUUCAAACGCUGAAAAAGGUGGCUUCUCUGGUCAAGCCCAUUAUGCGGGUGCGAGGCUGGAAGGUGCGAGAGCUCGCUGAGUUCUACCCAGAUCAAGCAAAUCUUCUUGGUCUGAACAUCAACAGAGGCCAGAGGAUUCUGGUCCGACUACGAUACCCCAGUGACCGAUCACUCUUCCUACCAAUAGAACAGGUAGUCGACACGAUGCUUCACGAGCUAUCCCACAUCGUUUUCGGACCUCACGAUGGCAACUUCCAUGCGCUUUGGAACCAACUACGAGACGAACACGAGGCACUUAUACGCAAAGGAUACACCGGCGAAGGCUUCCUCUCAGAAGGACAACGUUUGGGAGGGGGCCGGAUACCCAUGCACGAGGCUCGCCGACUUGCUCGGGCGGCCGCUGAGAAGCGACGCUCGUUGACGGCUGGUUCAGGCCGGAGGCUCGGUGGUUCUGGGCCUAGCCUCGGCUCGGAUAUCCGGCGAACAAUUGUUGGCGCUAUCGACCGGAGGAAUAGCACUCUCCAGGGAUGUGGCAACAACAAUCACAACGACAGGGAGAUCCAACAAAUCUCCGAGACAGCAACGAGAAACGGCUUCCGUACCCAGGCCGAGGAGGAUGCCGCCAACGAGGCCGCCAUCGCGCAGGCGCUCUGGGAACUGGUGCAAGAAGAGGAGCGUCAGCGCUACGGCGGUUACUACAUCCCGCCGAGCGCACAGAACCCCACCGGUAAUGGCGGCGGUUCAGUCAUGGGAGACCACGGUGACCGCGGUGACCACGUAGCCAGAAGCACAAUCGUUCCUCCUCCGAUCCCAGGGCCGGCAACAAGGCCUCCGCCGGUGCCGAGUCCUGAUACUCGGCCGCCAAUCGUUCCUGCACCGCCGUCACAGUCGGCUCCGCAGCGCGGUUGGACAUGCGGGGUGUGCACUCUUCACAACCCCUCAACAUUCCUCUGCUGUGACGCGUGCGGGACAGAACGCGGGCAAAAUCCUCAACGUGAGGUGUGGACACCAAACGCCGAAAAGCGCGAACGCCAGCGGGCAUCGGCAGCCGCAACGGCGAGAACACCAAUCGAGCCGGAGACAAUAGACCUCACGAGUAGUCCGCCAAGGAGGUCGAAUAGGACCGGCAGGGUAAACGUCAAUACCCCACCAGUACCAGGCCCGGUUGUACAUGCAGCGCCAAUUUGGCAAUGUUCGUUCUGUGGAACCAUCAUGCAACGACAGUGGUGGACGUGUUCAACCUGUGGGGUGAUGAAGGACGAUUCAGCCUGA
Molecule: messenger RNA, 1341 nt
Organism: Colletotrichum higginsianum IMI 349063
Lineage: Eukaryota; Fungi; Ascomycota; Sordariomycetes; Glomerellales; Glomerellaceae
Product: WLM domain-containing protein
Exons: 2
Coding region: 1-1341 (446 amino acids)
Source: RefSeq, a predicted model, not a curated record